Molecule: messenger RNA, 627 nt
Organism: Dendronephthya gigantea
Lineage: Eukaryota; Metazoa; Cnidaria; Anthozoa; Malacalcyonacea; Nephtheidae
Exons: 3
Coding region: 156-623 (155 amino acids)
Source: RefSeq, a predicted model, not a curated record
CGAACAUGCUUGUGCUUGUUGCUGGAGCUUGUUCGUGUUCGACUGUGUUCGUACAAGUCCGUACGUCGUCCAGUCGAAACUGAGUCUCCUUCUGAUGUAUAUGAUUCUACAGAUUACGAGAUCGUCGUAGUUAAUAUUGUACACCAUAUCCAACCAUGUCCAAUCGUUUGCUCAUCAAUAUUGAGAAUGCAAUAGAAUGGUUGAGAGAGGAAGAAAAAGAGAAGAUUUUCUAUAAAGGAGUGGUGAGGUUCUUAGAAGAGGCAGCAAGCAUUUUACGACCAGCUGUCGAGAGUCUACGGGGGAAGGAUAUCCACCAAACAGAUCAGAUAGUCGACGAAGAUAGUAUCCUGGUAACAUUAAAUGAUUUGAUCGAUCAUAUCGAUUACAUCACAAAUAAAGAUGGGAUGCAAAUAAUGUCGAUAUUACAGAAGAUAAGGCUACGCCUGGAUCUUGCCAGACAAACGAUACGUUUGGAGUCUGUUGUUAUUCCAGAAAUACGGUUCGAUUUACAAAAGGUCUUGGAGAAUGUGGACAGCGCCUUGCAAGAAGACAGUGAAAAUAUAAAUUUAAAAACCGCAUCAGUUCGUUUGAGAGGUACAAUGAAUGAUCUGUCAAAUGUGUGAAUUA